This is a messenger RNA of Peniophora sp. CBMAI 1063, 1823 nucleotides long. NCBI's taxonomy places the organism in Eukaryota, Fungi, Basidiomycota, Agaricomycetes, Russulales, Peniophoraceae. The record is from the annotation of a GenBank genome assembly.
CUUCCCGCGUCGGCCACCUCCGCUUCACAUUCACAAACACCUCAACGCCCUACAUCCUCCUCGAGCUCACCCGCCCCUCCGUCCUCGGCUCAUCUGAUCCCUCAAACGCGACCUACCCCUCCGGCUCCGUCAGCAUCUCCCCCUCCGCGCGUGAGAUCUGCGGGACGAACACCGAGCGGCAGGACUUUAUAAUCGGGCCCAACGCAGCGCCCUCUUUCGCCGCGUAUAUAUGCGCGCGGUUUGAUAGGCCGUUCAGCGAGUUUGGGACGGUGCAGAACGAUACGAACCGCGCGAGGGAGCGCGAGCGGAAUGGGACGUUGCUCAGCGGGUACGCGGUGUUUGACGAUGAUACGACCACGGUGGACGUGCGCGUGGGCGUGUCGUUUAUAUCUGUCGAGCAGGCGCGGAGGAACUUGGAUAGCGAGAUCCCGGACGGGACGAGCUUGGAGGAGACGGCACGGGGGACGAGGGAGGGGUGGGCGGAGAAGCUCGAUAGGUUCGUGGUUGAGGGUGCGAGCGAGGAGCAGCGGGAGGUGUUUUAUACGGGGCUGUUUCAUGCGCUUCAGUAUCCCUACGAGCAAAGUGAAGAUGGCAAAUACUACUCCGGAUAUGACGAUUCAGUUCAUGAGGGAGAGUCCUAUACUGGAUACUCGAUCUGGGACACGUUCAGAGCUGCAUGGGCUCUCCAGAUCCUCCUAGCGCCCGAACGUAUACCGGGGAUGGUACAGAGUAUGUUGCAGGACUAUCAAGAGGGCGGAUGGUUGCCUAUGUGGAAGAACAUCGUCGAAACCAACAUCAUGGUCGGAACACACGCGGACUCGCUCAUCGCCGAAACAAUCGCGAAGAACAUCACCGGGUUCAACACUACACUUGCCUAUGAAGCCGUGUACAAGGACGCGACGGUCCCUCCUGCGAACGAUUCUAGUAUCCAGUACUCUGAUCGGCAGGAGAACGUGGGGUACGAAGUCCGCGCUGGGUUGAGCACUGUAUACGAGGAACAAGGCUUCGUUGCGAAUGAUAUACACUCCGAAGCCGGCUCGAGAACGUUAGAUUACGCCUACGACGACUACGCCGUAUCCCUCAUCGCCUCGCACCUCAACCUCACCGCCGACGCGUCCUUCUUCCUCAACCGCUCAAUGACAGCACCGUUCACGAUCUUCAACAACGCGACGGGCUUCAUGGAGGCGCGUAAUGCGAGCGGCGCGUGGGCGGGGCAGGGCGCGGGGUGGACGGAGGGCGAUAUGUGGGCGUACUCGUUCGACGUUGUGCAUGCUGUUGAUGAGCUGAUUGAGAGGCGGGGUGGGAGGAGGGGGUUUGUGAGGAGUUUGGAUGAGCAUUUUGAUGGAGGGCAUAACGAUCAUACGAACGAACCGUCGCACCAUAUACCCUACCUCUACGCAUUGGCCGAUGCUGCGUCUACGGGUCAGGAACGCAUACGAAACAUAUCCAUUGUGAACUACAACAACACCGCUCGAGGACUCUCCGGCAACGAGGACUGCGGCCAGAUGAGCGCAUGGUACAUCUUCAGCGCGCUCGGGUUCUACCCCGUGAACCCGGCGUCUGCAGAGUACGUCGUUGGAACGCCGUUCUUCGACAAGAUCACAGUCCACCUUCCGAACGCGCCGCGUCCACUCGUCAUCUCAGCACGGGGCGCUGCUACCAAGCCGUAUAUCAAGUCGUUAACCAUCGAUGGCGAGGCUGUCGAGACUCCGGUCAUACGACAUGAGCAGAUCGCUCGGGGUGCUGAGCUUGUGUUCGAGAUGAGCGCGACGCCGCAGGCGUGGGCUUCUUCGACGUUGAGCAACAGGACAGGAGAAGUCUAG